AUGGAGGAGCGGUUAGAGGGGCGCAUUUUUUUGUCUGACAACUGGGCUAGAAUGGCGCGACGCUUCUUCACAACGACGACGAUGGCACGUGGCGGCAUGGAUUACGCUUCGUUUCUUAGUGAGACGAGCCUGCGUCGCCAGCCCUCUCCUAUUCGUGCUUUACAGCCCUUGGUCAACUUGCCUGGCAUGAUCAGUUUGGGUGGUGGGAUGCCCAAUCCUGAAACCUUCCCAAUCGCCUCUCUGGACAUCAACCUUAAAUCGGGCGAGGCCACGGCCGACAAUUUGCGCUUGACCAUCACCAACGGUAGUCAAGAAGCUGUGACACGCUGCUUUGACAUGCUCUUGGACAAGGGUGAUGCCGUCAUUCUGGAGGCGCCGACCUACAGUGGCACCCUGGCUGGUCUAUACCCCAAGCAGGUCAAGCUUGUCCUCAUCUCGACUGAUGAUCAAGGCAUCAAGCCAGCAGAGCUUGAUGAGCGCCUCUCCAACUGGGACGCGUCCAAGGAACUGUAUCAGGUUGCGCAGCGUCACAACCUUCUCAUUCUAGAGGACGACGCCUACCGAUACCUCAACUUUGAGCCCAAACGUCCACCUAGCCUGCUCAGCAUGGAUGUGGAUGGUCGCGUCCUGCGCUUCGAUUCGAUUUCCAAGAUUGUCUCCUCUGGUUUGCGCCUGGGCAUGGUCUCAGGACCCGAGCCAUUGAUUGACCGUAUCAACCUUCAGAGCCAAGCCACUACCUUGCAUCCUUCGGGCGUGUCUCAGGCCAUUCUCUUGAAGCUCCUACAGCAUUGGGGUUACGAUGGCUUUGAGGAGCACGUGCAGCAAGUGUCCGACUUUUAUCGCAAGCAGCGAGAUGCGCUUUUGGCAGCAGCUGAUCGACACUUGGCAGGCAAAGCUACAUGGAACAAGAACAUCACCGCGGGCAUGUGUCUUUGGAUUCGACUUAACAACGUGGACGAUACCAAGGAGCUUAUCACGAAGCGAGCCGUCGAGCAGAAGGUACUCUUUGUGCCUGGCGACGCCUUUUUGCCAGCGGACGUGGACCAUCAUUUGUUGACGACGCCCGAAACGCCCUUAUCCAAGACGCCCUACCUUCGUGCCACCUUCUCCAUGGCCACGCCAGAGGAAAUGGACGAGGCACUUCGCCGGCUGGCGGCAUUGCUCGAUUAAAUGACGUACUCGCCCCGCUUGGCUUAUCGCCUCCCUUUGCAACAAUCGCAUGGUGCUGGCCUCUGCUUGCGCACACUGU
Monosiga brevicollis MX1 is the source of this 1249-nucleotide messenger RNA. RefSeq lists its product as uncharacterized. Gene Ontology annotation, biological process: biosynthetic process. Lineage: Eukaryota; Choanoflagellata; Craspedida; Salpingoecidae. The record is from RefSeq and is a predicted model, not a curated record. Bases 1 to 1170 code for a protein of 389 amino acids. Gene Ontology annotation, molecular function: L-kynurenine:2-oxoglutarate transaminase activity; pyridoxal phosphate binding. The transcript is spliced from 11 exons.